GUAAAAUUUCAGUUCAGUUUGCGUCAAGCGCUCUUUUGAAGGAGCUCUAGAUGAAGGUGCAACUGGAAAAGUGUGCGGUUAUUUUCUGAAGCGGUGCGAAUGUUCGAAGCGAUUGCGAAUGAAUGUCGCCUUCAAGAAGUAAAUAGUGAUAGUGAUUCACGAGGUUAAAUCUGUUCGUGGUUUUCACAAUACGUAAAAGAGUGUUGAAGUGUUUCAAUAUGGAGAACUUCACUGUUCCUUUCCCAUCGAAUUGGACAGAUAAUUUCGGUUGGAAUUCAUUCAGCACAUCAAGAACCAUAACGAGACCAAAAAGUUCCACACCAACCUGGUAUGAGACUGGAAAGGUCCAGAUUCCUUUAUACUCCGUUAUUUUUAUGUUGGCAGUUGUGGGAAACACUCUGGUUAUUUUGACUUUGAUUCGAAAUCAACGAAUGAGGACGAUAACGAAUUUGUUUUUGCUCAAUUUAGCUGUAUCAGAUCUACUACUAGGAGUUCUCUGCAUGCCAUUCACUUUGAUUGGUGCUCUCCUGCGGGAUUUUGUAUUCGGAGAAGUUAUGUGUAAAUUGGUACCUUUCCUUCAAGCUUGUUCAGUUUCUGUGGGAGCAUGGACGCUGGUAGCGAUAUCCGUUGAAAGGUAUUAUGCCAUUUGUCAUCCACUUCGAUCGUUAAGAUGGCAAACCUCAAGCCACGCUUACAAACUAAUUGCAGCCAUCUGGAUGGGAAGCCUCAUUUGCAUGUCACCUAUCGCUUUACUCAGCCAGUUGAAACCAACAAAACAGGGUAAUCAUAAAUGCCGAGAGAGCUGGUUUUCCAAGAGGCAGGAAAGGGCAUACAAUAUUUUCCUUGACGGCAUCCUUCUCCUCAUUCCAUUACUUGUUAUGAUGACUACGUAUACACUGAUUGCCAGAACUUUGUACAAGGGAAUCAAAUCGGAGAAAGCAUUGAGAGAUAGAUGUGUUAACGGCGACAUGGAAGUUUUCCUACAUCAUAAAUCUACAAAAAAAACACUAAGCCAAAGGGACUCAAGUGCACAUUCCAGUUUGCGAAACAAUUCCCAAACCACGUCAACGCCGAAAAGAAACACCAAGAUAUUAAUGAGGAGUUUGACUUUGAGAAGAACAAACGCCGAUCGCAGUCUUCACAACAAAAAACGAGUCAUCAAAAUGUUAUUCGCAGUGGUCUUGGAGUUUUUUAUUUGCUGGACACCGCUAUACAUCAUCAAUACAGUAGCUUUGUUCGAUCCUUUCAUCAUUUAUAACGGCCUGGGCUACACAGCUAUAAGUUUCUUUCAGCUCUUAGCUUAUACUUCCAGCUGUUGCAACCCAAUAACUUACUGUUUCAUGAAUAGAGCUUUCCGAAAGACUUUUGUGAAUAUUUUUGGAUGUUUCUCUAAGUAUAACAAUGACCUAGUUGGAAGUGACAUCAAUAUGGUCACCAAAUUGGUCCAUAAGUUUCCUGAUCCAAACACCUAGGAGUUCGUUAUAUAAAUAUGGUUAUUCAAUAUUUGAAAUGGUUGGAAAUUUUUUAUAGAUGUUGACUAUGACCAUAUUUAUUGUAAGAUAUCAUUUUAAGAUUGGAGAUUCAAUCUGUAGGUGCGCAAAUGUUAUCAGGCACGCUCAAUUUUGAUGAGUUUCUUGGAUGAAUAUUGAAAGAAGAGAUCUCGAGAGAAAUUGGAGAUAAAAGAAAACAAAUGCCACAGUAGCCAGUAAAAAUUCUUUCAUACUGUGGCGGUAAUCAUCCGUCAUAAAAUCUUUUUGAAAUUACUAUUCUAUACUCGAGAGGAUAGUCGAUACAUAUAAAAAUAUAUACAAAUUCCAGAAAAAAAAAUUCAAAAAAUAUUCAAUUACGUGUUUCACAAAACUUCAGUCGAUCAGAUAACUUGCUGCUUUUAGUUUUGUCUAAAGUAUAACUGAACGCAGAAAUGAUUUGAUCACAUAAAUAAAAGUAUUGUGAAACAUAUUAUAAGAUCAUCUCAGCAAUCUGAUGAAUUUUAUAGAAAAGCAUUAUUUACCUACUAAAUUGAACUGUCUGGAUGUUGAAAAUAUACAUUGAUGUACGUUUCUUGAAUCAAAGAAUAAAAUGUAAUGUUUCUUUGUCUGUGAUAUAAUUAUGGUCAACACCAUAUUGAAUAUGAAAUAAUUCCGGUUUUCUGUGAACUUGAUAUUAUACUUGAAAGCUGAAGUAUACCUUUGUACUAUGACUACAACCAUCUUUACUAAAGCCCUUUUCAAACGAUGUCAUGAAAGUUUGAUAUCUUCCUGCAUAUGAUUUCAUGUAUCCAUCAUAGAUAUAAUUGAAGUCAAACGAUGAUCUAGUUGGCUUAUAACAAAAUAGUUGUCAUAUUGACAUUUCAAAGUGUUGGAAAUAUAUCUUUUCUACUACCAGUUCUUCAGUUAAUUCCACGAAUAUAUCAUUUAGUCAAACACUUCAGCUUCCAAGUGGUAAUCAGCAACUAAUUUUCAUGUAUUUGAUCCUUAAAGUUGAUGAGUACCUCAAAAAAAGUUUUCAACUAUAACCCCUAUAAUUUCUAUUAGUACUGGUACCCAUUCGAAUCGAUCAUGUAAUUUCGGGAAUAAAAACAAUUUAUUUGUCGUUCAUCUGACGCAAUUUCUAUAAUUUCAAUAAAUAAUCUACUUUUCUCAAAUCUUCGAGAAGAAAGUGUAAUUUUUAUAAAAAAAAAUGAAAUCUGGCCAUCAAUUCCAUUCAGGAACAUUACCGAGCAAGCAAGAGACAAACAAAUCGAAAGUUUGAAUUGACGAUUGUACAAUGUAUCUAUACCUUCUUAUAUGAUAAACGCCACAUUUUUCCUCUUUUCAAAACAAUGAAGACCAGAUGAAAUGUACAAACUAAAUUAUACAUCUGAUCUAUGUAAUACAAUAAUACACAUUUAUUGAUUUCUGAGAGGAACUGUUGGAAUUCUGAGGAUUCAAAAUUCAUAUCAAUCAAGAGCUUGAUAAUGUUUAUGUUUCAGAGAUUUUUUCAAGAUAUAAUUAAAACUAAUUACCUAACUGUAUUAUAUUUUUAUAUUUUGCAUGUGUGGUUUCUGAUCAAAUAAAUGUUA
This is a messenger RNA of Harmonia axyridis, 3061 nucleotides long. Its product is annotated as cholecystokinin receptor-like. Bases 219 to 1472 code for a protein of 417 amino acids. Gene Ontology annotation, biological process: neuropeptide signaling pathway. The transcript has 6 exons. Gene Ontology annotation, molecular function: neuropeptide receptor activity; gastrin receptor activity. Gene Ontology annotation, cellular component: membrane. Lineage: Eukaryota; Metazoa; Arthropoda; Insecta; Coleoptera; Coccinellidae. The record is from RefSeq and is a predicted model, not a curated record.